CAGACGAGCCUUUUCAAGAUGGCGGCGCCCUUGGUCAAAAUUGUGGACGCGAUUAAGAAAAGUCGAUUCUUGAAAUUUGGCCUUCCAAUGCUGGUAAUUGUUGUCGGUGGAUCGUUUGGACUGAAGGAAUUUCGCACGUUGCGCUAUGAAAUCAUCGACAAAAGAAAAACUGUGGAUCCAGAGACUGAUGAGAAAAUGAAUGAAUACAAAAGGAAGGACAAGAUCACAAUUGAAGGAGAGUUCGAGAAAUUGCAAAAUGACGACAUUGACACCUGGCACAACAUCCGCGGUCCCCGCCCCUGGGAAAAUUCCAAGGAAUUCCAGUCGAUGCAACGUGAAAAUGCUGAGAAAAUGUCCAGAAGGAGAGCUGAAUCCAAAGAAUGAUAA
Patiria miniata (bat star) is the source of this 387-nucleotide messenger RNA. RefSeq names its product cytochrome c oxidase assembly protein COX16 homolog, mitochondrial-like (gene cox16). The record is from RefSeq and is a predicted model, not a curated record. Gene Ontology annotation, cellular component: mitochondrial inner membrane. Bases 19 to 384 code for a protein of 121 amino acids. Gene Ontology annotation, biological process: mitochondrial respiratory chain complex IV assembly. The transcript is spliced from 4 exons. Lineage: Eukaryota; Metazoa; Echinodermata; Asteroidea; Valvatida; Asterinidae.